AUGACAAAAUAUAUUGAUUUGUCCCUAAAUCUAACGAAUCUGUUUAAAGGGACAUCUCUUGAUGAAGCAUCGCUCCAUGAGCUUUCGAAGAGAGUUGUAUCGAAUGACUAUAGCGAAGAUAAAGUGCAGCAGGUUUAUGACAAAUAUUUGGAGUCAUUGAAUGAGCAACAGAAAAAGGAAUUCAAGGAGCUCUUCUAUGAUCAGCAAAAAUGGGACUACUAUUCGAAGAAGAUCCAUCGUGUGCUCGGAUUCUAUCUCACCAAGCAUCAAAUAUCCAGGUUGGUGGAUGACCUAAAUGUAAAGUUGGGUGCGUCUAGGGCGCACAUCAUCAAAGGAAUGGUGGAUGAAUUGACGAAGGAUAUAGGAUUGAAAAAGGCGGUGAAGGCGAUUGAAGCGACGAGUAAGGAUCUCAAGAUAUUUGAGAAAAUGAAUCCUGGAUUGGUUGACAAAUAUGAACAAAUGUUUACAGUUUUAAUUAAGCAUGACGAGUUGUAA
Molecule: messenger RNA, 495 nt
Organism: Caenorhabditis bovis
Lineage: Eukaryota; Metazoa; Nematoda; Chromadorea; Rhabditida; Rhabditidae
Source: the annotation of a GenBank genome assembly